AUGACAAUUGUAUCGAUUGUAGGUACUAUCCUAGUGGCGGUGGGGUCAUUGGUGGUGAUUAACCGAUAUUUCUCGUUUAAGUUGCAUAAGAAUACAUACCCCGUAACGUUAUCCUUGCUUUCGCUGAAUAUGAUGAUACUAUUAUCUACAACAUAUUUACUACCGUUGGAUUUGUAUUAUAGUGCUACUAGUGGUUCAAGUUACGAAGAUCCUGUUUCUAAUAGCACUGUUUUAUUGCAGAGAAGCACUGAAUCUCUGACUAAAUUAUUACAUACUAAAUUGGAUGCGGUACAGCAUAAUUAUAGAAUCAUUUGGUUGAUAAUAUAUUGGUUAGAAUUUGUUCUAUGUUGGAUAACAAUCCCAAUUUUGAUAUCAUACGUUUCAUUGAAAUAUUAUGCCUCUAGAGUUGAAGUAAAAGAAAGAAUUAAGAAAGCAAUUUUCCAGAAUAUUAAAUUUUACCUUAUCUCUGCUGUAGGGAUAAUAAUAGGAAUAAUUUAUUUAAUUGCAACUACAGGUCAUGCAAUUGGUGAUUUGAAAUCUUUGUUGAUUUCUUUGGCUCAUCUAUAUUCAUUGAGCUAUAUGCUUCUUUUAUUAUCUUCAGGACUGAUCUUAUUGCCAUCUCAUUUGUUAUCCCAAGGAAGAUUACCUACGGAGGAAUCAAAUAAUAGACUUUUCGUUGAAUUAAGUAAAACUAACGAUGAUAUGAACGAUUCUCAACUAGUAAUGAACGAGAAUGCAACUAUCAUCUUACAAACGCCAGAGUUGAACAAUGGCGAUGUUACAUUCAAUGACGUACUUUCUAAUUGUAAAAUUGAAGUUCAAUCGUUGCUUGCAGAGUUGAAGAUUACAAAUCCAAACUCAGUAUUGCAUUCACAGGCAAAUAUUGUUACUCUAGAUAAACUGAACAGUGUCUACAACAAGUUCAUUACCCAAUAUUACAAUUUCCUGUAUUAUAGAGAACAUUCGAAUUCAAUUAUUCAUACAUUAGCACACGCAAAUUCACCUUCAGUAUCUAACUUAAAAAGAUUAGUGAUAAUAUUUUUUGGAAUUAUUUGUAUGUUUCUAUCCAUUUUGGUGUUCUUCUUGGAAUUAAUACCAAUAAGAUGGGCUCAUGGAUGGUUAUUUUUUGGUUCCAGGUGGUACAAUUUCAGUUUACAGUUCAUCAUUUUAUCUUAUAAUACCCUAGUUUCACUGUAUGCAAUGAGUAAAUUUAAGUUCAGCAACUUCCAUUUAAUCCCAAAUGGAAGAAGCAAUCCUUCAAAUGCAUUAUACUACUCUCUGUACUCAAGUAGAUUGUUAUUCCCCAUUUGUUUCAACUUGAUGAGUUUGAUACCAACCAACAACGACACUAUUGCUUCAAAAAGUAGUUUUGAAACUACUCUUUACUAUGACUUAAAAAUUAUCCCAUUGGUGAAUAUGUUAAAUAGAUAUGCUCCAAUCGUUUUCAUGAUAUUAGUCCCAAUUAGCUACCAAUAUGAUCUCAAGCAAAAAGUGUUACUUAGAGUUUUAGGAGAGGAAUAUUAUUAUCAAUUCUUCGGAAUGAUGUUGUAUGAACCAGUUUCCUCACCAUCAGAGGGUACUUCUGAUCCUCUAUCCUCAAAUAAUGAAAAUCGUAGGAGAAUGGACGAAGAUUAUGCAUAUUCUCUACAAGAUGGUAGAUACUUGUUUGAAAGAGCUUCAAGCAAUUACAACAUGUUUGAUAGAUCUUAA
Vanderwaltozyma polyspora DSM 70294 is the source of this 1710-nucleotide messenger RNA. RefSeq lists its product as uncharacterized. Bases 1 to 1710 code for a protein of 569 amino acids. The record is from RefSeq and is a predicted model, not a curated record. The transcript has a single exon. Gene Ontology annotation, cellular component: membrane. NCBI's taxonomy places the organism in Eukaryota, Fungi, Ascomycota, Saccharomycetes, Saccharomycetales, Saccharomycetaceae.